Messenger RNA from Macrobrachium nipponense, 1970 nucleotides. Its product is annotated as cytochrome P450 4C1-like. Gene Ontology annotation, molecular function: iron ion binding; oxidoreductase activity, acting on paired donors, with incorporation or reduction of molecular oxygen; heme binding. Lineage: Eukaryota; Metazoa; Arthropoda; Malacostraca; Decapoda; Palaemonidae. The coding region runs from base 176 to 1762 and encodes 528 amino acids. The transcript has 12 exons. The record is from RefSeq and is a predicted model, not a curated record.
UCUUCUUUGCUUUUUUUUUUCAAGUGCAAUCUAAUCAACGGCAUCGACAGUGAUACAGAACCAAGGGACAAAACAAGUGAUGAAAAGGCCACACUCCUUAAUCUUCCUGAGAAGCGCUUUCUGCCGGACGAGCUCCUAGUUUUUCCAUCCGUUUCAGGUUAACACGACAGCAACGAUGGCCUGGAUACGGUCAGGUGAAAUCAGCUUGGGUCCUGGUGUUGUUGCCCUGGCCAGCCUCAUUCCUCUCAUCAUGUUAUUCCUCAACUGGAUUAUCAAGAGGAAAGGAAAGGCAGAUGCCAUCGCACAGCUUCCAGGCACUAUAAAGAUCUCAGCGUUUCGGUACUCCAGAAUAGUUGGCACCAGUGCUCCAGAGAACUUCCUCCUUCGAUCUGGAAUGAGCUACAUCUGGAGUUUUAAGGCUCCCAUAUAUCAAAUACAGAUAGGGUCAGCCAGCCGUGUACAUGCUAUUAAAGCCAGGGCUGCAGAGUUGAUAUUGAGUACUAACAAGAACAUAGACAAGGCUGAGGCCUAUAAAUUUCUCCAUCCAUGGCUUGGUACUGGCCUUCUAACAUCCACCGGGGAAAAAUGGCAAUCAAGGAGGAAACUCCUAACACCAGCAUUCCACUUCAAGAUCUUGGAGGAUUUCGUUGAUGUCUUCAACGGCCAAUGCAACACUCUGAUCAGGAAAUUAGGAGAAAAAGCGGAUGGGACUACAUUCGAUAUAUUCCCUUACAUCACUCGCUGUGCACUGGACAUAAUCUGCGAAACGGCAAUGGGUUGUAUAGUCUCCGCUCAGGAAGACACGGACUCUGAAUAUGUGAGAACGUUAACAAAGCUGGGGAGAUUGAUACGGGAAAGGGUAUCAAAGUUAUGGCUCUCCAUACCAUUUGUUUUCAAGCUACUCGGUUAUGCUAAAAAGCAAAAGGAGUACCUGGCCAUAGUGCACGGCUUUACUCAGAAAGCCAUCGUGGAAAGAAGAGCCUUCAGGGAGAAACAAAAGUCAUGUGAAUCCCAGAAGGAAAACAGCCCUGAUCCCAGCACUGAGCAAGAUGAGAUUGUGUUCAAAGGCAAGAAAAAGUUGCUGGCCUUCCUGGAUCUCCUUCUUGAAUACUCCAAUGAUGGCCAAGUCUUGACUGAUGAAGAGAUCCAAGAGGAGGUCGAUACAUUUAUGUUUGAAGGGCAUGACACAACCGCUACCAGUAUCAAUUGGGUCUUGUAUUUCAUGGGUUAUUAUCCAGAGAUUCAGGAAAAGGUCUAUGAAGAACUGACCUCAGUUCUGGGAGACCCAGAUCAGCCACUGACAAUGGCUGACAUCAGAGAGCUCAACUACUUGGACCGAUGCAUCAAAGAAUCCCUUAGACUCUACCCUUCAGUGCCAUUUGUGGGGAGAAGACUGAGCGAAGACAUUGUCGUAGAUAAUUACAGAGUACCAGCUGGGACAGAUAUUCAGAUUCCACCUUACACUCUCCAUCGAGACCCAGAGCAGUUCCCAAACCCCCAGAUCUUCGACCCUGAUCGCUUCUUGCCAGAAAACUGCAAGAAAAGGCAUCCAUAUGCUUACAUACCCUUCAGUGCCGGGCCUAGAAACUGUAUUGGUCAAAAAUUCGCCAUGAUGGAAGAGAAGGUCAUUCUGAGCAAGAUCCUGAGGAAUUUCAGGGUUGAAAGCACCACCAGGAGGGAGGAUCUGGUCGUCUCGGCAGAUCUCAUCGUAAGACCAGAACAUGGAAACUUCGUCAAACUCUACCCUCGAUCUAGGGAAUAGCCUCACUGAGCAUUUAAUCAUAAGAUCGGAGUAUUAUGUUGCACUCGACCUUCAGUCGAAGAAAUGAGCUCGCUGGAAAUUCGCCAUAACACCAGAGAACCAGGGCAGACUACCAGCGAAGAGAACAACGACAGAAAAUCAUGCCAACUAAGCAUAUCGAUUCAGAGAUUAAAUUAACUGGACACUAUUAAACCUUAUGAUCAGUAAA